Messenger RNA from Brassica oleracea var. oleracea, 2091 nucleotides. RefSeq lists its product as uncharacterized. The coding region runs from base 1 to 2091 and encodes 696 amino acids. The record is from RefSeq and is a predicted model, not a curated record. Gene Ontology annotation, molecular function: nucleic acid binding; zinc ion binding. NCBI's taxonomy places the organism in Eukaryota, Viridiplantae, Streptophyta, Magnoliopsida, Brassicales, Brassicaceae. The transcript is spliced from 3 exons.
AUGAAGGAACUCUUACACAUUCAUAAGCCUAUCAUGCUGGACAGUACCAACUUUGGUCACUGGAAAGUGAGGAUGCAACACAUCAUCAGAGGAGUUGAUGAAGAUGCUUGGACGUCUGUAGAAGAUGGUUGGAGUGCUCCUACCGUUGUCUUGGAAGAUAAUUCUGUUGGUCCAAAGCCUAAAGACCAGUGGACUGAUUGUGAGAAGAAAGCGUCUAAGUUCAACUCUAAAGCUCUAACUGUCAUAUUCUCGUCAGUAGAUGUUGAGAAGUUCAAGAUCAUACAAGGAUGUGAAUCUGCCAAGCAAGUGUGGGAUACGCUCAUAAAUCACUUUGAAGGAAAUACCAGUGUGAGAAGGACACGCCUUGAUCACCUAGCCUCCAAGUUUGAGAACCUGAGAAUGAGUGAUGAUGAGCCGAUUGAUGGAUUCAUAUGCAAGAUCAGUGAAUUGGCAAGUGAAGCGUCUGUUCUUGGCAAGAAGUAUGAAGAAAAGGAUUUGGUGAAGAAGCUGCUAAGUUUAUCAGACAUUCUGAAGGUGCAUCAUCUUGAGAAAACCGACCGACAAUCUACUAACCAGAAGAGCAUUGCCUUCACAGCUGAGUCUAAGGAUGAUGGUCGAGUCACUAAGAUUGAAGAGAAUCUGAGUUUAAUGGCUCGAAACUUCAACAAGUUUGUCAAGCGUAUGGAGAAAGGUGGUGGUAGAUCCAAUGGACGCUACCAAAAGAAUGAUGAUGAAAGGGCCAGCUCUCAGCACUCAAAGCAGGAUUCUAGCAAGAACACAAAGAAGUGUCAUGAGUAUAAAGGUUACGGCCACUUCAGAAGCGAGUGUCCCCUUGCUAAGAGAAAAGAGCAAAAAUGUAUUGAGUGUAAAGGCAUUGGGCAUACACGCAGUGAGUGUCCUAGCAUUCUCAAGAAAGAGAAGUCUCUCAUGUGCUUCAGUGACACUGAAUCUGAAAGCGGCAGUGACGAAGGUGAGCUGCAUCUAAACUUCAUGGCUCUAAUUGGUCAAGAAAGUGGAAAAGAUUCUAAUGCUUACAGCGAGGAUGAUGAUGAUCUUGAGCAAGAUCUUGAAACUGAGAACAAGACUCUAUUUGACAAGUUCUAUGAUCUCAGUCAUGAGAAUCUCGAGCUUCUCAAGGAGAAAGCACUGCUGAAGGCUCAGAUUAACAUACUGGAACUUGAUCAGCCUUCCACCAAGACAAAAGCUUACUCAAUUGACCGAGGGUCGGAUCAAGAAGUUCUUGCUCUUAAGAGAGCGAUGACAGAGCAGGAACGAGUUCGUAAGGAAGCUGAAGCACUCGUACAAAGGUUGAGCGAUCUCUUAGUCGUAGAGACUGAUCGAAGUAGGCUACUCGAAAGUCACCUAACUGAAAAUCACAAGAAGUUUCGCAUGCCCUCAGCUGGUACUGCAACUCUUGAUCACAUACUUACAUUGGGACAGUGUCCGAGUCUCAACAUCGGCUUGGGAUAUAAAGGAUCUUCCUCAAAGGCUACUGAAACGAAGUUUGUGAGGGAAGCUCCUAAUGAAGAAAAGAAACCUGAAGAGAAAGGGGUCCCUGCUGAAAGAAACGAGAAUGUCCUUCUUAAACCAAGAAGACGUGGAAACAGAUGUCAUUUCUGUGGGAAACGAGGACACAACGCUAGUGGGUGCUCAAAGCAUAUGACUGGAAAUGAAGACUAUAUUGAGAAGCUCGAACUCAUCAGAGGUGGAAAAGUUACUUUUGGAGAUGGAGGACAAGGCAAAAUUCGUGCAAUUGGAAUAACCUCCAGACCUGAUGUGCCUAAACUCUCAAACGUUUACUUUGUUGAGGGUCUCAAGGCGAAUCUGAUCAGUGUGAGUCAACUAUGUGAUAAAGGAUUAAAGGUUAUCUUUAACAGCAAGGAAUGUCGCGCCGUUGAUGCAAGAAACAAUGUGGUGUUGAGAGGUAUUCGUUCAGGGAACAACUGCAAUUUUUGGAGACCUUCAAACGUGUGGUUUACGGCUACUGAAUCCAAACUUGAUCUCUGGCAUAAGAAACUGGGUCACAUGAACACCAAUAGGCUUAGCAGACUCGUGAAUGCUGAAGUAGUAAGAGGUGUCCCUGAUUUGUAG